Camelina sativa (false flax) is the source of this 1168-nucleotide messenger RNA. RefSeq names its product putative DNA-binding protein At1g48610. NCBI's taxonomy places the organism in Eukaryota, Viridiplantae, Streptophyta, Magnoliopsida, Brassicales, Brassicaceae. The record is from RefSeq and is a predicted model, not a curated record. Gene Ontology annotation, molecular function: DNA binding.
CUAAAGGCGUGGACCCAUAUCGGUUGACGCAACGGAUUCUGAACCUCUCGGCUCGUUUGUGUUUUUUUUUUGCUGCUCUCCUCCUCCAAACUCCAGCCAUGGUCACCUUCUUCUUCUAACCGCGAAAACCAUCUCUCUCUCUCUCUUCUCCGUUAAGUUUUUCGUCGCCAGUUUCUUUCUUCGUCUUCUUCUUCCAGAAUUUUUCAAGCUUUCUUUAGCAUUUCUCAUUCGCGAAUCUUUCUCUCCCUGAGCUAAAAACAAGAUCUCAUGGCGAGAACAGCUUCUUCUCCUCCCAGGAAAACAGAUUCCGAACCUCCAAGAUCCGAUACACCCGGAGAUCCGUCUGGCGACAAACCUCAACCUGAUGUCUCCGGCGUCCCAGCCACUGAUGUUACCGCUUCUUCUCAGAAACGCGGUCGUGGUCGACCUCCGAAGGCUAAAUCUGACUCCGGUGCCGUUUCUGCUGAGCCGGGUAAAAAACCAGUUGGCCGUCCGAAGAGAAACGCAGCUCCAGCUGUUCCCACUACGUCUGUAGCUGCGGCUGUGAAGAAGAGGCCUGGUAGGCCAAAGAGGUCUGUAACGGCGUCUGUGGUUACUGCUGGAGAGGGUUCAAGAAAACGAGGGAGGCCAAAGAGAGAUGACGUGGCGGCUGCAACUGUUCCAGUGGCUCCGGCUAAGAAACGUGGACGGAAACCUAAUGUUGAAGUAGCUGCUGCUGCUGCUGCUGCAAAACCUGUGCGCAGGACUAGGAAGAGCACCUCAGUGGCAUCGGUAGCUGCAGGCCCAGGAGAUCUCAAGAAAAGAACCGCACUCUUACAAAAGAAAGUGAAGGAAGCUGCAGCCAAGUUGAAAACAGCAGUUACAGCAAUUGAAGAAAUCCAAGCGUUAGUGGCUGGGAUGUAAAAGGCUAUCAUUUGACUCAUCUACAUUCGUUGGGAGAAAGACUGAUUGGUUGAUGUUUGAUAUUUCACAUUAGGAUUGUUUGUUUGUACGUUCGUUGAGAUUUUCGAUCAGACGAGGUUAAAUCAGUAGACUUAAUGGUCCUUGUGUAGCUCUGAGAUGUAUGGAAACUUUUCCGAACAGAUUUGCUACGUAUUUGUCGUCCGUCAACAGUUUUAACAAUUCUUUUUCUUUUGAGGUUUAUCAAUUUGUUUGGAGAUUUAAAGGA